AUGAGCGAGACUAUCGUGCAAGAACUUCCGAGCAGGUUGACUGCUGAAAGGCUUAGUGGUCGUCCAGAACAUCAUCUGGACGACACCAAGUCCAGCUUUCGUAAUCCGUGGCCUUCAUUCCGGUUUCCAGCCCUCUGGCAAUGGGUCUCAUUCUUUACUCGUCAAGCUACAUCCCGGCCUAGGGUGCCUGAUGAUUUAUCCGACCGGAUUCCAACGCAUGAGCCGACGUGGGGUAAGGAUUCAGAUGGUGCUGCAAUCAAGGCAACAUGGUUGGGACAUGCGUGUUAUUUGAUAGAACUUCCAACCCCACCGGGUGGCUCGAGGGGACCGCGGAUAUUGACAGACCCUGUGAUGUCACAACGCUGCGCGCCUGUACAAUGGGCUGGACCUGAAAGGCUUGUUCCGGCCCCUUGUUCUGCGAACAAUAUCCCUGUUGUAGAUGCAAUCGUUAUUUCGCACAACCAUUACGAUCACAUGGAUGCGUCCACACUUCGGGUCCUAUAUGAACGCCACCACCCGCAUGUCUUCGCUCCUCUCGGCAACCUCCAAACCCUCAGAGAAAUGGGCAUUUCGCGCAAGCAUAUCCACAUUUUGGACUGGUGGGAUGCGCGAUCCGUGACUGUUCCACUUUCUCCAUCUUCUUCUGCUGGGAACACGGAUGUAGGGCAAGGCGGAGAGCGCCGCGUUGAUGCAACGUUCAGAAUAACAUGCACACCGUCGCAGCAUACCGCCAACCGCUCUUUAUUUGACCGAUGGCGCUCAUUAUGGUCGUCGUGGGCGAUUGAAGAGCUGAAAGGAAAGGACGAAUUGGCCGACACUGGCAAGAAGGUCUAUUUCGGAGGUGAUACUGGGUACCGGACGGUACGAGAUGGAGAAGACGAGGAGAAAGUGCCUGUUUGUCCGGCCUUCUCUGAAAUUGGAGAACGAUUCGGCAGCUUCGACCUUGCACUUCUUCCAAUAGGUGCUUAUGCACCACGGACAUUGUUCUCCAAUCUGCACGUGAAUCCUUACGACAGCGUCAGGAUUUUCCAGGACAUCAGGGCUAAGAAGGCUUUGGCGAUGCACUGGGGAACGUGGAUAUUAACUACCGAGCCAAUCAUGGAACCACCCCUGCUCUUGCGAAAGGCCUGUGCGGAAGCCGGGCUGAAGGACAGCCAGUUCGAUAUCUGUGGGCUGGGCGAGACGCGUGUAAUUUGA
Molecule: messenger RNA, 1197 nt
Organism: Sparassis crispa
Lineage: Eukaryota; Fungi; Basidiomycota; Agaricomycetes; Polyporales; Sparassidaceae
Product: N-acyl-phosphatidylethanolamine-hydrolyzing phospholipase D
Exons: 9
Coding region: 1-1197 (398 amino acids)
Biological process (GO): N-acylphosphatidylethanolamine metabolic process; N-acylethanolamine metabolic process
Cellular component (GO): membrane-bounded organelle; cytoplasm
Molecular function (GO): N-acylphosphatidylethanolamine-specific phospholipase D activity; zinc ion binding
Source: RefSeq, a predicted model, not a curated record